Molecule: messenger RNA, 2434 nt
Organism: Castor canadensis (American beaver)
Lineage: Eukaryota; Metazoa; Chordata; Mammalia; Rodentia; Castoridae
Source: RefSeq, a predicted model, not a curated record
CGGCCGGGUGCAGGGGCGGCGGUCAGCUAGAGAGUGCGGCGGCUGCAGCCAGAGCGAGACUGGAGUUAGGCCUGAGGCCAGAGCAGCCAUGUCUGAGCUGAGUGAUGAAACCAGCGAGCCGGAGCUCCUGAACUGCAGCUUGUCCAUGUGGCACGGGCUGGGCACACGGGUCAGCCGGGAGGAGCUGGACGUCCCCCUGGAUCUUCACACAGCGGCCUCCAUCGGCCAGUAUGAGGUGGUGAAGGAGUGUGUGCAGCGGAAAGAGUUAGAUUUGAAUAAGAAGAAUGGUGGUGGCUGGACCCCGCUGAUGUAUGCCUCCUACAUUGGACACGAUACCAUCGUGCACCUGCUGCUUGAGGCAGGGGUUAAUGUGAAUGUGCCGACUCCGGAAGGGCAGACUCCGCUGAUGCUGGCCUCCAGCUGUGGCAACGAGAGCAUCGCCUACUUCCUGCUCCAGCAAGGUGCGGAGCUUGAGAUGAAAGACAUUCAAGGCUGGACUGCACUCUUCCACUGCACCAGUGCUGGGCACCAGCAGAUGGUCAAGUUCCUCCUGGACAGUGGCGCGAACGCCAAUGUGAGGGAGCCCACGUGCGGAUUUACUCCCUUGAUGGAAGCUGCUGCUGCUGGCCACGAGAUAAUCGUGCAGUGUUUUCUGAAUCAUGGAGUUGAAGUGGACAUGAGAGACCACAGCGGAGCCACAGCUCGGAUGCUGGCCAAGCAGUAUGGACACAUGAAGAUAGUGGCCUUGAUGGACACUCACUCCCCUGCUCUACCCAAGACCCCCUACCGCAGUCCAGCAGAAAAAUACGAAGAUCUGAGCUCUUCAGAUGAAUCCUGCCCAGGUCCUCAGAGACACAGGCCGUGUCGGAAGAGGGGCCUUAGCAUCCAUGAGGGGCCACGAGCCCUGGCAAGGAUCACAGCCAUUGGACUGGGAGGCAAGACCCCACCACCUGGCUAUGAGCAGGUGCCACCACGGGGCUAUGUGACCUUCACCAGCAGUGACGAGAACCCCCUGGAAGGGGAGGGCCUUUGCUACCGGGACGUCACCUCCCCAAUCAAUGAGCGGGAUGUGGAGAGCAGCAGCAGCAGCAGCCGGGAGGAGCCCACUUUCUGUGUCAGCCUCGGGGCAGUGCGGAGCAGCAGCAGCAGCGAGGGCCUAACAAGAGCCCAGGGGCUCAGCAGUGAAGCGUCCUUGGAGAGCAACGAGGAUUCAGAUCACACUCGCAAAAGCUCUGUUCGCAAACAAACCAAAAGUUACAUGAAGACCAAGAAUCGCUACAGCAACAGUGACAGCCAGUGGCCUCCCAGCACUGGGACUGUUGGGGCAGCCUGUUCCCCAGGAUCUGUCCCCCAAGUAGAGAGGCCCCCCUACUCAGGACCCCAGGAUCUGGCUGAGCUGCUGGAGCAGAUUGGGUGUCUGAAAUACCUGCAACUGUUCGAGGAGCAGGACGUGGACCUGCGCAUCUUCCUGACCCUCACCGAAAGUGACCUGAAGGAGAUUGGCAUCACGUUGUUUGGGCCCAAGAGGAAGAUGACGUCUGCCAUUGCCCGCUGGCACAGCAGUGCCCGUCCCCCCAGUGAUGCCCUGGAGCUGGCGUAUGCUGACCGGCUGGAGGCCGAGAUGCAGGAGCUCGCCAUCCAGCUGCACAAACGCUGUGAGGAGGUGGAGGCCAUGCGUGGCCAGGUGUCCCAGGAGCAGGAGCUGCGUGCUGUGGUGGAGAGCUGCCUGCUGGAGCAGGAUGGUGCCCGCAAGGACAUCCAGGCUCAGUUGCAGGAGACCUGGGCCCUGGCCCAGGGUGCUGCCCUCGUUCUGGAACAGCUGCGAGCCUGUCAAGCUGAGCUGUCAGCCCGAGUGAGGCAGGACCCCAACACAGCCACCUGGAACCCAGCCCUCCCUCCAGCAGACUCCAAAGGCUGGCACGUGUCCCUGCGGGCCAGGAGCCUCCCCGAGCUGUCGGAAGCUCUGGAAGACCGGGUCAGGGAGAUGGGUGAGUCUUCAGGAGGCCUUGCCUCAGCUCCCAGCUGGGCACUGGACUUCAGUGGGAGGGAGGAAGAGGGACUCGCCAGGGUCCCUGGCCAUUGUGGGACAGGCCCCACACUGUCAGCUCAGACCCCUGGGCAGUCUCAUUUGAGCUCAGGAAACAGUUGUUCAAGGUCAUUGAUUCCUAGUGCCCAGCCACCCUCCUUUCCCUUGCUGGGCAGAGCACUAACCACUUGCCAUGUCCUCAGGGCACAUGCUGACUUCAGUGACCCAGAGCCUGGAGAAGCUGCAGGUACUGAACGGGAAGGAGAAGUGGCGGGAGCCAUAGUGAGGAGGGUUGAAUCUGACGUCGGGUGAGCCAUCCACCCUGAAGACAGAAGAGCAGGCAGCCGCAGCAGCCAGGCCCCCAGGGGUGGGGGGUUGCUGAGGAUCAGCUCAGAGAGCAGGCUGCAG